AUGGCCCCUCAAACUCGCAAGAGAAAAGUUUCUGCCACUGAGAGCAACGACCCAAAAGACACACCCCUGAAGAAAACAACACGAGCACCGCGAAAGACAGCUCCAAAGGCAGCUGCCCAACGAAAAGGCAAGACUGCUGCUAACAAGCACGGAGACUUUGCUACAUAUGGGCAAACAGUGCAGCAAGGCAGCGAGGCGAAGAAGCAGAUCCAAAACCAAGGAAGCGAUCUCGUCCAAGAAAUUGACAGUGAGCUCAAGACACGAAUCCCCCAAGUAGACUGCGAUGCAUUGAUGAAAGAGUUCUCUCCAGAUCUUGUCACUGUUCUACCUUGGAUGCAUUUUUCGGCCGAAAAGACUCAAACAUACCCUCAGCUGAUGCUAAAGGCCCUCGACGAUUUAAAAAGCCACGUCAGUGUUUACGAGAAAACGGUGAAGCAAGAGACUGGAAUCAGAGCACCAAAUCAGAUGCGCUGGUUACAAGACGCUAAAGAUUUGGAAGACAUGAGCCAGCAUGGGCUGCAGAUGGCUACAAAGAUCAUCAAUCACAUCAUCAUGCCUGACUUGUGUGAACUUCCUACCAAGCCUGCCGAGACUGACAGUGGUGCUGAGGAAGUGGCAUGGGAACUCAUCGAGGAAGCUCUGCCUGGAGAGUCUAAGGACAUAUGGGGAAAGGUUGCUCAGGGUCAUGUGAAGGCUUUGGCUGAGGUGUUGAAGGUGCUUCCUAUUGAAGAGGUGAUCUGUUUGGAAUGA
Fusarium pseudograminearum CS3096 is the source of this 750-nucleotide messenger RNA. RefSeq lists its product as uncharacterized. The record is from RefSeq and is a predicted model, not a curated record. Bases 1 to 750 code for a protein of 249 amino acids. Lineage: Eukaryota; Fungi; Ascomycota; Sordariomycetes; Hypocreales; Nectriaceae. The transcript has 3 exons.